AGCGCGAGAAGACUAAAAAGUGUUUGACGUCAGCGACGUCACACUUCAGUUAGCAAGAUGGCGAAAGAGAGCGGGCCGAGGAAUAGAAAUCACUUCGGUUCCAGCUCCAAAAGCCGACUCGAAGACGAAGGUUUUAAAGACAUGGACGAUGGCUCCAUUUCCCGGCCUAAAAAACUGAUUAAUAACAGUUCAGAUAUCAAAGACAUUUCUUUUGGGACCUAUCCGGAUGACGGCGUCAGUCCUUCACCAGAUGAAGGCAUUGAGGAGGAAAAGGCUCCUUUCGAGGAGGAGAGGCCGGGGCCCGUCCAGAUCGUCCGAGCCAGGGAGAGUGAUUGCAUCUUUGACCUCGACAUCGCUGCGCUGGAGAAGAUCCUGCUGCAGGAUCAUUUGAAGGACUUGAAUGUGGUGGUUGUGUCUGUGGCGGGGGCUUUUCGAAAGGGCAAGUCCUUCAUCCUGGACUUCAUGCUGCGCUACAUGUACAACCAGCAGAGCGACUCGUGGAUAGGAGGAGAAGAUGAGCCCCUGACAGGGUUCAAAUGGAGGGGAGGCUGUGAGAGGGAGACCACAGGAAUUCAGGUGUGGAGCGACGUGUUUGUGGUUGAAAAGCCAGAUGGCAGCAAGGUCGCCGUGCUCCUCGUUGACACUCAGGGGGCAUUUGACAGCCAGUCCACCAUAAAAGACUCAGCUACUGUAUUCGCUCUCAGCACCAUGACCAGCUCUGUCCAGGUGUACAACCUCUCUCAUAACAUCCAGGAGGAUGAUCUGCAGCAUCUGCAGCUCUUCACUGAAUACGGACGGCUGGCGAUGGAAGAAACUGAUUCCAAACCUUUCCAGACCUUAAUGUUCCUGAUCCGGGAUUGGAGUUCUCCUUAUGAAUACAACUAUGGACUGGAGGGCGGACGUGCUUUUCUACUAAAAAGGCUGGAGGUUAAAAACAACCAACAUGCAGAAUUGCAGAAUGUAAGGAAGCACAUCGACUCCUGCUUCAGCAACACCAGCUGCUUCCUGCUGCCACAUCCAGGCCUCAAGGUGUCCACAAACAAAGACUUUGAUGGAAGGCUAAAAGACAUUGAAGAUGAUUUUAAAACCCAGCUGACUGAGCUGGUGCCUCAUCUCCUGGCCCCAGAUCGGUUGAUGGAAAAGAAGAUCGGUGGGAGCAAAAUCACAUGCAGAGAUCUGGUGGAGUACUUCAAGGCCUACAUAAAGAUUUACCAAGGUGACGAACUUCCUCACCCAAAGUCCAUGCUACAGGCUACAGCAGAGGCCAACAAUCUGACUGCCGUGGCAGGAGCCAAAGACUUGUACAGCAAGAACAUGGAACAGGUCUGCGGAGGGGACAAGCCUUACAUGGCCCCGGCCGAUCUGGAGCGCUGCCAUGCAGCUUACUGUGAGGACUCAGUGAGGUUUUUCUGCUCCAUAAAGAAAAUGGGUGGUAAGGAGUUCUGUCAGCGCUACCAGAACCAGCUGGAGACGGAGCUGGAGGAGGCCUACAACGCCUUCUCCAAGCACAACGAGGGCAAAAACAUCUUCUAUGCAGCUCGCACUCCCGCCACGCUUUUUGUGGUCAUGUUUUUCACCUACGUGGUGUCCGGCGUGACGGGAUUCAUCGGCCUGAGCUUUUUUGCUGCGCUGGCAAACCUGAUCUUGGGAGUGGCCCUGUUUGUCCUCUGCAUCUGGGCUUACGUGAAGUAUUCAGGAGAGUUUCGGGAGGCAGGAAUGUUGAUAGACCAGCUGGCUGAACUUCUCUGGGAACAGGUUUUGAAGCCGCUAGUUGAAAAUUAUAUGGAGGACAAUGUCAGACAGACGGUCUUUAACUCCAUCAGAGCCAGCUUGGCGGAACAGGGCUCCCGGCCCACCAGGUUAAAGACUGACUGACGCUCUUCCUCUUCGUCUCCCUCAUCGUGCUCGUUGUCCACCCGCUGUCCACUGCUAGAACUGUGGGACUAGUUCAACACCAAAGCUGACCCUCUUUUUACGUUGAUUUCUGUUUUUGUGUUUUUUGGGGGGGGCAGUUGUCUCGUCUCCGCCCCGUUUGUCUUUGUCUGUCUGUGGACCUGUAGCCUUGCAGUCUGACCUGCUCAUCAGCGCCCCCCAGUGCCUCACACGACAUGCUGCACAAUCAAAGGAUGGAGCAGAGAAGCCAGUGACGCCAUCCCAUCGACUCUGCCGUGCUCCACGUUUUGUUCUUUGCGUCCAUUUUUGCUGGAAGCUGACUGCGCUGAGGUGAAGACGAGGAACGCUGACACCGCCGGGGGGGGGAAGCUGCUGACAACGAUGGACGCUCACUGGAACCCUCCAGAGCGCAACUUUUCCUCUCCCCUCAGACACUGACCUGUCUGUCCACUCAGAAAACCAGUAACGCAUUGAUUCCUGGACUUGACUGUAGACAUGCAAACGCUAGCACGUUUAGCCACAGCGCUAACUAGAAAGGCAGAAAUUAAGCCAAGCUGUAUUUCUGGGGGGUUUUAUUUUUAAUUUUUUUUUUUUUUAAUUUUAGUUUUAAUUUUUGUCAGAUUGGAAACACCGAGGUGACGUUAUGAUCGAUCUCUGGGGUCAGACUGCCUUCACACGAGAGGUUAGCACCUUCCCCUGUGUCCCUUUAAUACUUCUAGAUAACCGAAGAGCUGCAGGUAGCGCCACGUUUUUUUUUCUUCUGUCAGGGGGUCUGCUGUUUGAUUUUUUUAGAUUGUGAAGUGUGCUUUGAAACGGCCUUUGGUGUCUCAUAGCGAACGUGCCAGUAUUCAGCCCCGUGCAUGCUGUAAAGAGCUUUUAGAGGCCAGCCAUGGAUAAGAGGUUCAUUUCAAAGCGUUUUUUUUCAUCCAAGCCUUCCAUGAAAGCUGCACCGGGUGCAGCUUCUCAAGCUCUGCGCUUCUUCAUCCUCCGGGAGCUCCGGCCCAGACGGUCAGUCUCAUUCACCGUUAAAUCAAGGAGAAGACUCUGGCUCGUGUUCUGGCUUCUGAAGCGACGUUUUCUUUGUGUUGAAUGGAAACGAGUUUAUCCGUCAUAGCCGGCAGGGAGCUGUAGCUGUAUGACCUGAGGAGGAGAGCUCCCGUCAUUCAGACGUUGCUGGAUUGUUCCUUUAAGACGAGCUGGACUUCAAGCUGCUGCUGCUGCAUGUUUCUCCGUCAGUGCUGGACCUCCCAGAUGUGGAAGAAGGAAAAAGUAUUUUAUUGCACAACAUGAACCUCCCUGAGGAACUCUGCCAUGUUUGUUUUUUAGCUUCUCACCAACGGCUGCAUGUGUCUUUUACACUGAAUCCAUCCUCAGUUUCUCCCCACGAACACCGGUCUCAUUAUGUACAGUUUCCCUCUCUGUGUUCCUACUCUAAAUCCGGCAUGUAUGUUGAUUAUUUAAAUAAACGAUGUACACAUUUUAUAGCGAAUCAGCUUAGCGUGACUGUUUUCUUCUCUGGACUGAGUUUCCAGUCCCUGCUGUAGGUUUACUUCAGCUUCUCAUCUUCACCAGAGUGGAGCGGACCGCUGCAUGUCGGGGGUACUUGUAUCCAGACUGGGUGUUUGCUGGGCCGGAGACAUUAGCCUGUCUUCUAAAGAUAUCUCUGGUCAUUUAUUUUUGAUCAAAAAUAUUCAUUUUAAGAAUAAAUCACAUACACAGUC
Molecule: messenger RNA, 3614 nt
Organism: Fundulus heteroclitus (mummichog)
Lineage: Eukaryota; Metazoa; Chordata; Actinopteri; Cyprinodontiformes; Fundulidae
Gene: atl2
Product: atlastin GTPase 2
Exons: 14
Coding region: 58-1875 (605 amino acids)
Biological process (GO): endoplasmic reticulum organization; protein homooligomerization
Molecular function (GO): GTP binding; GTPase activity
Source: RefSeq, a predicted model, not a curated record